This is a messenger RNA of Hippocampus comes (tiger tail seahorse), 3498 nucleotides long. It is a transcript of the gene dcaf6, whose product is annotated as ddb1 and cul4 associated factor 6. Gene Ontology annotation, biological process: positive regulation of transcription by RNA polymerase II. Gene Ontology annotation, cellular component: cytoplasm; Cul4-RING E3 ubiquitin ligase complex. The record is from RefSeq and is a predicted model, not a curated record. Gene Ontology annotation, molecular function: protein binding. Bases 307 to 3063 code for a protein of 918 amino acids. Lineage: Eukaryota; Metazoa; Chordata; Actinopteri; Syngnathiformes; Syngnathidae. The transcript is spliced from 22 exons.
UAUCGCGUUGUUUUGACACAGCUGAUCGUUCGCCUGCCUGUUAGACAAAAUAAAGCAGGCUCGGCUUGGGGGACGCACAGUUACUCCCUCAGGGAGUACUUGAGCUGUCGGGCUAAAAGCAGGAAGCGACUGCCGGGACGGGAAUCGGGGACCUUCUCAUCUCACUUCCCGUCAUGAAACUGCACUGUCGCGGCUAGCUAACGUUAGCAUCGUCCCGACUGAUAGGGACCGAUGGCCAAAGAAAUCCCCCAGGCGGUUAGCUUAAAUUUCAAUGUUGUUGUUUAUUAAAAGCCACCCUCGGUCACCAUGUCCUGCUCCGGGAACCUGGUCUGGGAUGUAAAUAAACGCCUCAUCGGAUACAGCGAGCCAAACAACAUUCGGACAAAUUAUUUAGGUAGGAGAGAGUUCGUUCAGAGACUGAAACUAGAGGCAACGCUGAACAUACACGAUGGCUGUGUCAACACGAUAUCAUGGAACGAUACGGGCGAAUACAUCUUGUCAGGUUCAGAUGACACCUUCCUGGCCAUUACCAACCCGUACAACAAAAAGGUCAAAAAGUCCAUCCGCUCUGGCCACCGGGCCAAUAUCUUCAGUGCAAAGUUCAUGCCUCACACCAACGACCAGGAGAUCAUCUCCUGCUCUGGGGAUGGAAUCCUCUACUAUACCCACACAGAAAAGAGUGCCGAGUUCAACAGACAGUGUCAGUUUAACUGCCAUUAUGGCACCGCCUAUGAGAUUAUGACAGUACCAAACGACCCUUACACCUUCCUGUCCUGUGGAGAGGAUGGCACUGUGCGAUGGUUCGACCUCCGCAUGAAAACCAGCUGCACGAAGGAGGACUGCAAAGACGACAUCCUGAUCAAUUGCCGCAGAGCGGCAACGUCCAUCUCAAUCUCGCCGCUGAUGCCCUACUACUUGGCGGUGGGCUGCUCGGACAGCUCUGUGCGCAUCUACGACAGACGGCUGCUCGGCACCAGGGCCACAGGCAACUACAUGGGCCGGGGGACGACGGGCAUGUGCGUGAGGUUCGUUCCCGCUCAUCUGUCCAAUAAGUCGUGUCGUGUGACGUCGCUGUGCUACAGCGAGGAUGGCCAGGAGGUGCUGGUCAGCUAUUCAUCCGACUACAUCUACCUGUUUGACCCCAAAGACGACCAAGCCCGAGAGCUGAAGGGCCCCUCGGAGGAGAGGAGGGAGGAGCUUAGGCAGCCGCCAGUGAAGCGCCUCCGUCUGCGAGGUGACUGGUCAGACACCGGACCCCGAGCUCGUCCCGAGAGCGAGAGGGAGCGGGAUGGGGAGCAGAGCCCCAACGUGUCCCUUAUGCAGAGGAUGUCGGACAUGUUGUCACGCUGGUUCGAAGAAGCCAGUGAGGCUCAGAGCAGUCGAGGAACUCGCCCUCAGUCGCGACCCCGAGCAAUGGCUGUUCACCAGAAUAUUCCCGCUGCCACUGAAAGGGUCGCCAACCGGGGGACCAGCGCCCCCGAGAGGCCAGCGGGAGCCGACUCUUCGGACGUACAAAGCAGUCCUGCUGCGGUGGCGCCCUCGCCUGUGUCCUCUUCCUCGUCUGCGUCAUCGCCAGCCGCUACCGUACCUUCUGCCUCUUCCAGCGCAUCAUCAGUUGAGAGGUCAGCACCUUCAUCCUCUGAGUCACGGAGACAGACCCCGACUGUAGGGACCACGGCAACGACCAUGUCGGAAACAGCACCCUCCGAGUAUGGCCCUCAUCGGCUGCCCAUAAGUUUAGUGUGUAGGCGUUUGCAGAGGUUACUUCGCCUGGCCGACCCCCCAGGGCAGGGGCGGCGAGCGACCCCUUCUUCUGCCUCCUCCUCCUCCUCUUCCUCUGCACUCCCUGAAAGACUGGACGCCACUGCUGCUCCUGAGAUGCAGCCCCAUACAGAUUCCCCUUCGUCGGUGGUAAACAAGCAGCUGGGAUCCAUGACUCUGGAUGAGCAGCAGGGUGGCGUAUCUGUUUCACAGUCGGACGACCCUCCUCUGCCAGCCAUCUGCAGCUCUCCCUCCACCUCCAACACCAGCCGAUCCGGCGCGGCGGAACCGGUGCUCAGUCUGCACUACAGCUCAGAAGGAACCACCGCCAGUACCAUCAAGCUGGACUUCACUGAUGAGUGGAGCAGCAGCGCAUCCAGCUCUCAGGGCAGGGGCGGUCCUAAAGCAUCUGACACAGGGCAGAGCCGACAGAGUGUGUCGACAGAGAACCCUGUGCUGGAACCCAACAAGUGUUUCGCGCGUGCCGCCGUGGAGCCAACGGAAGGCUCGUCUGAAGAGAGGAGUCCUGCUGAUCCGCCGGCGGAAACUUCGGGGGACUGCCGGAGACAAGAGCCCCCGGGGGAGGAUAGGCCAGAUGUGGUCUCGGUGGUGGAUGAGAACCGGAGCCAGCCCGCAAGGAGGAACCAGGACUCUGACGACAGCGAUGACGACCCCAUCCUUAUCCCGUCAGCCAGGUUUCGAGGACAGGGCCAAAGACUAAAUUCCAGAGGAUCCGCUGUAGGAGAUAGAAUGAUCAGAGCAGGAGUCACCGACAAGCUUGAGUUUCGCAGGAGGAAGGAGAGAAGAGAGAUGGAGGAGAGCGAGACGCAGAACAUCAGGAGGCCCUCGGUCAAAAUGGUGUACAAGGGCCACCGCAACUCUCGCACGAUGAUAAAGGAGUCCUGCUUCUGGGGCAACAAGUUCGUGAUGAGCGGCUCCGACUGCGGCCACAUCUUCAUCUGGGACCGGCACACCGCCGAGCACCUCAUGCUGUUGGAGGCAGACAACCACGUGGUCAACUGUCUACAGCCGCACCCCUACGACCCCAUUUUGGCCUCGUCCGGAAUAGACUACAACAUCAAGAUCUGGUCCCCGCUGGAGCAGUCGCCAUCUUUCAACAGGGUUCUUGCUGACGAGGUGAUAACAAGGAAUGAGCUGAUGCUGGAGGAGACGAGGAACACAAUCACAGUGCCUGCUUCCUUCAUGCUGCGAAUGCUGGCGUCCCUCAAUCACAUCCGAUCAGAUCGUCUCGAAGGCGAACGCUCUGAAGGUUCAGGCCAAGAAAACGAGGACGAGCCGUAGGCGGGAGAAUUUUUUUUUUUUUUUUUUUUUUUUUUUUGCUGGAGAGCACUUCUUUGUACAAGUGUAGAAUACUACCUUUUGAAGCCCCACUUCCCACCACUUUUUUUUUUUUUUUUAAAGAGACUUUCUUACCAAUGUUUAUGUAAAAGGGUGAACUACGUGUGCUUGAAUGCAAAGGUGUCCUGAUACAUCAGCUGUGAGAGGUGGGUGGUGUGUGAGAUUAAGUGCAAUAUUCUUAUGUCAGAAGAGAGCAUCAUUGGUUUUCAGUGUUAACUUGGACUUGGAGCGAUGUAAACGAGGGGUACUUGCUUUGGCUUUUGUUGGAGAGAGGAGAACAAAAAAUAUUAUGGCUUAUGUCGAUAAAAUCUUUUACAAAUUUGGAGGGAAAAAAAAUAAUAAAGCUACAAGGCAUCUGAAAGAUGUCCGCGUGAAAAA